This is a messenger RNA of Camelina sativa (false flax), 1384 nucleotides long. Its product is annotated as WAT1-related protein At5g40210. Gene Ontology annotation, molecular function: transmembrane transporter activity. Gene Ontology annotation, cellular component: membrane. Lineage: Eukaryota; Viridiplantae; Streptophyta; Magnoliopsida; Brassicales; Brassicaceae. The record is from RefSeq and is a predicted model, not a curated record.
UACAUGAUUAGAGCAUUUGAAAUUACAAAUGUCUUACCAACUAUAAUUACAAGAUGACAUUAAUCAUUAAUUUGAUGGAGACUGUUUCACCUGUCUUUUCUCGUAAGGACCCCAAUAAAUUUAAGAAGACACUAAUAAAAUCUCAAAUUUGAGAGAGGAAAAGAAGAAAGCCAAGAAGUACUACUAAACAUGGCUCCGGGAAGGUUAGGAAACAGAGAUGGCUGGAUCUUGACGGCAAUGGUUGCGACGGAGUUCUCUAACGUCGGAGUAAACACUCUUGUCAAAGCAGCAACUUCCAAAGGACUUAGCCCAUUUGUGGUUCUUGUCUAUUCUUACACUUUUGGAUCUCUUCUUCUACUUCCUCUUACCUUCCUCUCCUUCAGAACAAGAUCUCUCCCUCCAUUGACGUUUUCGAUCCUAUGCAACAUGGGGAUUCUUGGUCUGAUUGCAAGUGCAUUUCAAAUCGCAGGCUACAAUGGGAUCAAAUACAGCUCACCGACUUUAUCUUCGGCCAUGAGCAAUGUCAAUCCUGCUUUUACCUUCAUCCUCGCCGUUAUUUUCCGAAUGGAGAAAAUAUCUCUUAAGAAAAAGAGUAGUAUAGCCAAAGUGUUGGGGACAAUAGUGUCUAUAAUAGGUGCACUUGUUGUUACUCUUUACCACGGUCCAAAGUUAAUGUCUUCACAUUCCGAUUGGGUCAUCGGCGGUGGCCUUCUUGCUCUUCAAUACAUCCUUGUCUCCGUCUCUUACCUUGUUAUGGCUCACACAAUGAGCCGGUACCCAUCUGCGGUCGUUGUGACGCUCGUGCACAAUGUUUUCGUCGCUGUUGUGUGUGCAUUCGUUAGUCUUUUGGCUGAGAAGGACGACCCAAAGGCAUGGAUCAUAAGAUUUGACAUAACUUUGAUUAGCGUUGUAGCAACGGGGACCUUGAAUUCGGGAUACUAUGUUAUACAUUCGUGGGCUGUGAGUCAUAAGGGACCUGUGUAUUUGUCAAUGUUCAAACCGGUAUCUAUACUGAUCGCAGCCGCAUCAACUUUCAUUUUCCUCGGCGAGUCGCUCUACCUUGGAAGUGUGAUAGGAGGAAUAUUUAUCUCAAUAGGAUUUUAUAUGGUGUUGUGGGGUAAAACCAAGGAUGACAAAGUGGACAUUUUAGGAAUCAUAGAGUCGUCGUCUCCUUCACAUAAAGCUCCUCUCUUGGUUUAUUAAAAGCAAACUAGAUUAGACCAGCGCUACACCGCGGGAUACUUUUUAUAACUAUUUUUAGAUAUAUUGAAUUAUUGAAAAUAUAAUUAAAAAAAAGUAGAUUAACUGUAAAAACUAUGGUUUAUACAAUGAUAAGAUAGAAGAUGCAUUAAUAAAAUAAAGAAAAAUCUCAAAUUUAAGAUGA